This is a messenger RNA of Erythranthe guttata (spotted monkey flower), 630 nucleotides long. NCBI's taxonomy places the organism in Eukaryota, Viridiplantae, Streptophyta, Magnoliopsida, Lamiales, Phrymaceae. The record is from RefSeq and is a predicted model, not a curated record.
AUGGUCAAAGAUUCUUUGGACUACGAAAGAAGAUGUGAAGCUUGUCAAUUACAUGCGAACUUCAUAUACAAACCUCCGGAGCCCUUACAUCCUACAGUCGCCUCAUGGCCAUUUGAUUCGUGGGGUCUUGACAUCGUGGGACCUAUUUCUUCUAAGUCGUCCGCAGGUCGCGCUUAUAUACUGGCAGCUACUGACUACUUCUCCAAAUGGGCGGAGGUUGUUCCUUUGAAGGAAGUGAAGAAGGAAACGUGGUCGAGUUCAUUCGUUCCCAUCUUAUCUUUAGAUAUGGAAUACCUCGAUGCAUCAUUACCGAUAAUGGAAAACCGAGUUGGAGGCGCAGAUAAGAAGAGAUUAGAAGCUCAGCAACAACUUGAGUGCUAUCAAGCUCGCAUGUCCAAAGCAUUCAAUAAAAAGGUCCGCCCUCGAUCAUUUCAAGUUGGAGAUUUGGUUCUGGCAGUAAGAAGGUCAAUUACCCUCACCCAACGAAUGGGGAAAAAAUUCACGUCUAAAUGGGACGGCCCCUAUGUAGUGAAGGAAGCUUACACGAGCGGCGCCUACAAGUUGGUGGACAAUGAUGGAUUACGAAUUGGCCCUAUAAAUGGUAAAUUCUUGAAGCGUUACUACCCUUGA